AUGGAUCAGCCAAUCCGAUAUUCGGAAGCUGAAGCUGUUAGGCGACUACAAGAACUAGAUAAUUCUCAAACAUCCGUUGAAAGCACGUCUAAAUGGUUCUUGGGCGUCAAAGAUAUGGCCAAAGAGGUCGUGAAGUUAUGGUUCAAAGAGUUUCGCAAAGCCCAUCCUAAAAAGAAGAUCGCGUUUCUCCAUUUAGUUAACGAUGUUAUCCAAAAUGGCAUUGUUAUCGCCCCGCAGUAUAGCAAACUGUUUGAGCCGGUACUUCCGACUGCAUUCAAAGAAACCGCAAAAGUUCAAAAACAUUCAGUACGUGCGGCUGUGGCACAUUUACUGAUUGUUUGGGCUACGCGUCGGAUAUAUUCGAAAAAUUUUCUUCGCCAGUUACGUUUCAUUUGCCAGCGCGCUGUUGCUGAGGCGGACACUCCGGAUGCUAGCGAGGAGACAAAGAGAAAUAUCAUAGCGGCUUCUCCGUUCGCGUUCUCGUUCACUGCGGUUCUACUGAACGCAGGGAAUCCGGCUGCCGGUAACCUGACUCCCAGUAGUGGCGGCUCACUUAAAGGUGCCCAUAGUCGCAAAAAGCGACACCAUUCAUCCAGGCUUAUGAUGCCUUCCAUGUCAUUCGCGCCAAACGAUACACCACUGGAACCCGCUUUGAAUUCCAUUUCUGCUUUUCGAGAGGAGCUGGCUCGUGAACUGGAAACGGAAGCAAUGCCACCUCCUCAG
Echinostoma caproni is the source of this 723-nucleotide messenger RNA. The record is from the annotation of a GenBank genome assembly. NCBI's taxonomy places the organism in Eukaryota, Metazoa, Platyhelminthes, Trematoda, Plagiorchiida, Echinostomatidae.